UCGAGGUGGCAGUUGUCGGCACAGGCUAAUCAAAACAAGGAGCUACGUGGUGGAGCUGGACAAUCUAUAGACCUAAUGCCCUCAGGAUCUUCUGGUUGGCUUUUAACUGGUGCCUCGUCGGGAUUUUGUAGGAGUUGCUCAUUUGAAAUCCGUGGCUAAGAAGCCAGAAACCCAUCUUGCUCGUCACGGGUGGCGGAUUCGCCGUUUACUUUGCGAACAGUCGGUGCUUUAUAAUCCAGCUAGCUACACCAAGACGGCUUCUUUCCUUAUUUAUGAAGUCUCGGCUUUGAUCGUCCGCCGGUGCACGUCGGCCUAUUUUGAGGCCACAGUGUGGAAUGGUGUCUCAUUGUUGGCGAGCUAGCGUCGCUCGUUAGACAGUCGCCGGAUAGCCUGCACUUCAGUUGUCUUUUGUCCCGAUCGUCAUGUCGUCCUGGUUGGGGGGAUUUAGCUCCGGUCUGGGGCAGUCCCUCGGUCAGGUUGGUGGAAGCCUUUCCUCGUUCACCGGACAAAUAUCCAAUUUUACCAAAGAUAUUCUACUCGAAGGGACGGAGGAAGUAGGAGAUGCUUCCACAGAGCUGCAGGUAUCCAACUCUAAGUUGGCAGAACUGCAGACUGCGCAUUGUGCACAGAAGUCUGAGUAUGAGCGUUUGAGAAGGAUCAAUGCUGAUUUGGAGGAGAAGCUGGAGGCAGCAGAGAUCCAGGUCAAACAACAGUCACUGGAGUACAGGACUCUCUUGCAGCAGAAAGAGGUGGACAUUAGCCAUCUGAAAGCCCGCCAGAGCAGUCUGCAGGAGGAAGUCCAGAAACUGCAGCACUCCGCUCACGGCCUCGCCUCUGCUGGUUCUGACCCCGCUGUACUGCCUGUUGCCACUGUCGCCACCACAGCAACAUCCUCUUCCUACCUUUCAAGCACUUCGGCCACCCAUCAUGGUUUCCAUGGUGACGAGGUGGACCUUAGUGAUGUCCUGUGGUCACAGCAGGAAAUCAACAGGCUGUCCAGUGAGGUUCAUCGUCUGGAGGCAGACUUGGCCCAUUGGAGGAGAGUGGCAACUGCUAAGACAUCUAAAGUGGCAGGAGCAGACAAUGCUGAGCAGGACGAGGUCCUGAAACUGCAAAAAACCAUCAAAGAACUGCGGGAGUCGAUUGGACAGGAAGUCGACGAGCAUCAGCACGAGCUGGCAGCUCUGCAGGACGCCCAUCGGCAGAAAAUGGCUGACCUCACAAAACGGCACAGGGAGGAGCUGGCGGAGUAUGAGGAGAGGAUAGAAGAGCUGGAGGAGCAGAUACAGAGUGGAGAUGUCGCCACAGCUUCCACCCCAUCAGUACUGCAUUCCCUCAAAUUCGAUGCGCUGCAGGUCACUGUGCAUUCCCUACAAGAGGAGGCGGAGCUUCAGAGCAAGAGCAAUCGCGAGUUAAUGGCAAGUCUGGAGGAGGCUGCUCAUCAGAAGGUGGAGUUAGAACGCGAGAAGGAGGAGGCCAAGGCGGAGAAUGCAGAGCUCCUUCAGAACUACAGUCGUCUCCAGAAUUCUGUCAGCGAGCUCCAGACCCGUGUGCAGGAGCAGGAGGGAAAAGCUAUACUCAAAGCCCACCAAGACAGCGAAAUACAGGCCUUGAAAAAAGCACUUGCAGCUGCUGAAAAAGAGGUGUUCAGGUUGAAUUCUCUCACUGAAAUGCAUCGGGGUGGAGCGGAGACAGAGCAUGCUGACAUUCUAGAACUCAACACGAUCAUCAGUGCCCUAAGACAAGAGAAGGAGGAAGUGGAGAACGCGAAGCAGUCGGUGUUGGCUGAGAAACUAAGGCUAGCUGAGGAGAGAGGGGCUUUGGGUGAGACAGAAGCCACUGGGGAUCUGCAGCUGGAGGUCUCCGGCUUGAAGAAGCAGCUGGAGCAGAGGGAGCACGACCUAAAGCAAGCACACCUCAGCAUAGACACCCUUGCAGCUGAGCUGGAGGAACUCGAUCGGCAGAACCAGGAGGCCACACAGCAUCUCAUCAGUCUGAAAGAUCAGCUGGCCGGACAGAAGUCCCAGGCUGAGGUUGAGAUUGCCUGUCUGAAGUCCGAGUUCGCCGCAGCACUUCAUGACAAGGAGGCCCUGCAACAAGAGCUGGAGACUAAGAUGGAGAAACUUAGUCAGAGUGCAUUUACCCUCAAUGAUCUUCACAUGGGGAAACAGCAGCUGGAAGCCACAGUGAAGGAACUGAGGGACAAGUUAAGCAAGUCCCAGGAGUUUGGUAAGGAGGCGCGUCAGGAGGCCUCCGACCUGAAAAGGGCGCUACAAGAAAAGGAGACUCAACUGGCUGCUACUGGUGAAGAGCUGAGUCAAAGAAAGGAAAAGGAUAAAGUAGAGGAUAAGCAUUUGGUUCUGGAAGCGAAGCAUAAAGAAAUUCAGGCUUUGGUGAAAGAGCUAGAAGAAUUGAAGGUAUCAUAUAAGAAAAUAUCAACUGAAGAUUUUGAAUUGAAGAUGGACAACAAGAAGUUGAAAGAAAAACUUGUUCAGGCUCUUGAGAAAGUGGAGAAUCUUGAGCACCAGUUAAGAGACAGCCAGGCCUCCAUCAGCAGAGUAUCUUUGGAGAAGGACACUCGUAUCGAAGCACUGAAGCUGGAGAAGAACCAGAUAGAAGAAGAGCUAGGUCAAGCAGAAAGGCGACUGUCGGAUCAGGCUAAGCAGUACCAACAGACCAUAGAGGAUCUGACCCGAGCUCGCUCUUUGGAUGCCUCAGCAUUGCAAAUGGAACACGAGCGUGCCGUGAAGCUCAACCAGGACAAGGACCUGAUGAUCGCGGAACUAAAACGCGAGCUGGAGCAGAUGGCCUCCGACCACAAAGACACCAGUGAGAUGCUGAACAUGACCGUGGCUGGACAGAAGCAGCUUACAGAGCUUUUACAAGAGAAGGAUACUUUAGCAGUGUCGCUCAAAGCUCAAGCUUCUGAAGCACAGAGGGAGACGGAGACCGCCAUCUCGAAAGCAAAGCAAGAAACCGAUAGCCUCAGGAAAGCAGUGGAGGAGAAGGACAAGCAGCUCGGGGCCAUGAAGGAAGAGAACAGCCAUCUGAAGGAGGAGAUCGACCGCCUGCGGGACCAGCAGAGCAGACCGCAGCUGAUGUCCGAACCGAGGACGCUGGACAUCAUCACGGAGCUGGAGACCGAGGUCACGCAGCUCAAAGCUGCAAGAGAAGGGCUGGAGGAAGAGCUGGGUGUUUUGAGGGCUGCAGCAGAAGAGCAGCGGGAAUUGCUUUUGCAGUCCCAGCAUGCUCUGCAGGUGCACCAGAACGAGCUGGAGCAGGCCCGGUCAAGACAUGAGCAGAGCACGCUCAAUUAUGAAAGGCUCAUCGGCGCCAAGGAUGAGGAAGUGACACAGCUGCAGGCAGAGAUGGAAAGGCUGAGCACACAGAGGCAGAGUCAACAUCAGACUGUUGACAUCCUUCAAGAAGACAAGUCUCAUUCCCUUAGUGGUGAAAAUGGCAACGAGAAGCAUGACUUCUCAAAGGUGGAGAUUGAAAGACUUGUGAAGGGCAUUGAGGAGAAGGAGACAGAGAUUAUCCAGCUAAACGAGAAGAACCUUUCUUUGACCAAACAGCUGGAUCAGCUUGUGGUCUCCCGUGAUGAGCUCGGCAAACUCUCACAGGUGAUCCUUCAGAAGGAUCUAGAAAUCCAAGCGCUACAUGCGCGAGUUUCUGGAGGACACGGCCAGGAGGUCCUGUUGCUCCAGCAGCAGAUGCAAGCUUACGCGGUUGAACGGGAGCAAGUGCUUGCCGUCCUGAAUGAGAAGACCCGAGAGAACGGUCACCUUCGCUCAGAGUACCAUCGCAUCAUGGACAUCGUUGCAGCCAAAGAAGCGGCCUUGCUUAGGCUCCAACAGGAAAACCAGCGCCUCUCUUCCAUGAGCGACUCUUCAGGCAGUCAGGAAAUGUUCCGAGAGACCAUUCAGAAUUUGUCCCGAAUUAUUCGUGAGAAGGACAUCGAGAUCGAUGCCCUCACCCAGAAAUGCCAAACGCUGGUCACUGUACUUCAGGCAUCGGGUGGAGACUGCAGCGGUUCAGGCAGUGGCGUGAGCAGCAAUCAGUUUGAGGAGCUUUUGCAGGAGCGGGAUACCCUCAAGCAGCAGGUGAAGAAGAUGGAUGAGUGGAAGCAGCAGGUGAUCACCACGGUGAAGAACAUGCAGCACGAGUCCGCUCAGCUGCAGGAGGAGCUCCUCAAACUUCAUGGGCAGGUGUCCGCGGACAGCGACUGCAGCUCGCAGCUUUCCGUCGACUAUGCCAGUCUCAUCCAGAGCUAUGAGCAGAAGGAGAAAAGGCUGGGAAGUUUGAGUCAAGAGCUCGCCCAAGUACAGCAGACCAUCAGCCAGCUUACUAGCACCAAAGACGUCCUGCUUGGAAAGCUGGACAGCGUCGCUCUGGCUCCCGACGCUUCCACGGUGUCCACCCAGGUUGCUGUUGCGCAUCCAAGUCUUCAGGGAGCCCCGGCGCCCCUCCAGGAUGAGGGUUCACGGCCUGAAUUGGAAUACCUGCAGAGGGCGCUGGCGGAGAAAGAGGCCCUGAUAAGAACGCUCCAGGAGAACAACCAUCGGCUGGCGAAUUCGGCGUCUUUGUCGGAGAGCGAGCAGAGAGGCCAUGUGGAGGAGCUGAGGCAGGCACAGGAGAGGAUGGAAGCACUGCAGAGGUCCUUCAGAGAGAAGGACCUGCUCAUCAAGACCAAGGAAGACCAGUUGAACAAGGUCAGUGAAAAUUUGCGGAAUCGUGAGAACGAUAACGAAGUUUUGAAGCAAGCCGUCACCAACCUGAAGGAGCGCGCCCUGAUCCUGGAGCUGGAUGUUAAGAAGCUGAAGGAGGAGAACGAAGCCAUAGUGUCGAAGUCAUGCGAGAAAGAGACAGAGUUCCGUGCUCUGCAGGAGACCAACAUGCAGGUGUCGCUGUUGCUACGGGAACGGGAGUUUGAGUGGAGAGCGAUGAAUGAGAAGGCUGCAGCCAUGGAGAAGAUGCUAAAAGAUCAAGAUCAGGGAAAGCCUGGGGAAUUGAACCAACUGCUAAACGAGGUCAAGUCCAUGCAGGAGAAGGCGGUUUUGUUCCAGCAGGAGCGAGACCAGGUGAUGCUGGCUCUCAAACAGAAACAGAUGGAGACUGCUGCCCUACAGGCUGAGCUGCAGCGUGCGAGCAGCAAGGAUCAAAGGCAGCAGCAGGAGCUGGAGAGGCUCCGCAACCACCUGAUGGAGACGGAGGAGUCGUUCACGCGCGAGACCCUGGCCGUCGAGGGCCGCGAGCACGAACUGCGUCGCAAGCUGGCGCUGCUCGAGGAGAAGCUGGCGUCGUCUUCCAGCGCAGUGGAGAGUGCCAGUCAACAGGCUACUGUGCAAGUGGAGGCUCUUCAGGUACAGAUCACCUGUGCGGUCAGGCAGAGGGACGAGGCUCUGCUCCAGCUCCACGCUGCGCAGCACCAGGUCACCCAGUAUGCAGUGUCUCUCUCUAACCUGCAGAUGGUGCUAGAUCAAUUCCAGCAAGAGGAGAAAGCCAUAUACUCUGCAGAGCUGGAGAAGCACAAGAAAGAGAAAGAGCAGUGGCGGAAGAAAGCGGAGACCCUGGAGGACAAGGCCUCCGCCCUCCAGCUCAAUCUGGAUGAGGCGAAUGCAGCUUUGGAGUCAGCCUCUCGCCUCACUGACCAGCUGGACAUGAAGGAGGAACAGAUCGUGGAGUUGCAGAAGCAAGUGGCUCUGAGGCAGGAGAUGCUGGAUGAAGCCCAGAAAAAGCUCACAAACCUUCUCACCAGCUCGGAGGGCAAAGUGGAUAAAGACCUGAUGAAGAAUCUCUUUUUGGGCUAUUUCCACACCCCACGGAACAAGCGCUCCGACGUCCUGAGACUGAUGGCUAACGUGCUUGGAUUGGAACAGGACGAGCUGGACAAGCUAUUGUAUGACGAGGAAGGGAGAGGGGUCACUAAGUGGGUCUCUGACUGGUUCGGGGGCAACAGAGCACAGAGUGUCCCUAACACACCCCAGAAACCCACACACACCCAGAACCUCAACGGAUCAUUUUCUGAGAUGUUUGUAAAGUUCCUGGAAGUGGAGUCCAGGCCAGUGGCCCCUGCACCCAAACUGCCCGUUUAUGACAUCAAGCCUCUGAGUGUGCCCCCUCCUGGCCGGAGUAGCGCUAACGCACUUACAACAGGAGCAGCAGGUCCAGGCAAGCGUGGCACGGCAUCCAACCCUUUCCUAGCCCCUCGAUCCACCGCUGUUCCUCUGCAUACGUUGGUGGGCGGGGCCGGGGGCGGCCACCUGCUCAUGAAGCCCAUCUCGGACGCUCUGCCCACGUUCACGCCCAUGCCAGUCACCGCCGAGGCCAGUGCCGGGGCUGUGCUCAAAGACCUGCUCAAGCAGUGAGUGGCUAUCCACGCUGCCACUCAAAAGCACUUUAGCCAUUAGGCUACAGAACCCCAUGCAGGACAGCAGCAGUGACUGAAUGUUGUUUGUUAGAUCAUCUUUGCAACAACUGCACACCAUUAAAGCAUAAAUUAUGAGACUGAAGGCUUAAUGAUUUACUUUUUCCCUAUUAUCCUAUUUUCUUUUGGGCAUUGCUGAGCAAAGAACACUGUAAAGUCACUAAGAGGAACUGAGUUAUUUCCCUCGAACAGAAUAAUUCUACCUGUUCAUUUUCAUAGUCAUUCAUUCGUGGAACUAGAUCAUGCUUGGACCCAAACUGAUGCACCCGUUACCCUGAACUGUAAGGGAGGACAAACCCUUACAUCACCUCCUCAUAUCCAUCCACCCCAGUUUGUUUGACACCUGUAAUCUGAAAUGUUUCUCUCGUUUGCGAUCGGAAGACAGUCAACACUCGUGCUUCAUACAGAUGGGGUCACUUGUCUGUGGAAAGGCGGUCCGGCUCCCGCCGGCAACUACGUGCCUGCGUCUGUGGAAACCAUACAGAUCGCGUCUGUGGAAACCAUACAGAUCGCGUCUGUGGAAACCAUACAGAUCGCGCUCCCCCACUGCUGUUUCUCCCUCUUUUUCCUGCAGAUGGCUGCCCGUUUGUCGGUUACAGUAAUCAGUAUAAUAGACAGUUUCAGUUUGACAACUGAAUAUUAUACUUCUGCUGUGUGUGUGUGUGUGUGUGUGUGUGUGACACACACACGCAAUAUAAAUAUACUAUAUAAAUAUGUAGUUAUAUAAAUGAAAAUCAUUUGUAUUUUUCGGAAUUGUAAUUACAAGGGAAUUGGUAGGAAAAUUCAGCAGUUAGACCUGGAAGAUUGACAAAGUGGUAUAAAGAAAACCUUGUGUGUACAUAUUAAUAACCAAAAAAGAAGCUUCAUACAAUAUUGUGCUUUCAGAAUGAAGGCUUAAGUUCUGUGUGUAAAUUUAAGUUGUGCGUUUUUUGAUAACCAUCAAAAAAUGGAAAGAAAAGUAUUUUCCACCAAAACUCAAAUUAUGAGUUGACACUACCUGUGUCCCUGUAAAAGAAACUGUUUUAUGCAAAUGUGGGCAAUACUUAGUUUGACUUCAGGAGUUUGGGUAUGUGCUGUUAUAUUAAUAUGACAGUUAAGUUUUUUUUCCUGAAGAUGAAGAUGGGUUUAGUUCAAAUUUAUAAAUCUUUUGGGGUUGAGGGCACAGCCGGUGGUUUGAAUUUGUCACCCAUACAAUGUUUGUUACGCCAAGCAGAAAUAAAGACCUCUGCAUAUGCUAA
Electrophorus electricus (electric eel) is the source of this 7665-nucleotide messenger RNA. RefSeq names its product thyroid hormone receptor interactor 11 (gene trip11). Gene Ontology annotation, molecular function: small GTPase binding. Gene Ontology annotation, cellular component: Golgi apparatus. Lineage: Eukaryota; Metazoa; Chordata; Actinopteri; Gymnotiformes; Gymnotidae. The record is from RefSeq and is a predicted model, not a curated record. Gene Ontology annotation, biological process: endoplasmic reticulum to Golgi vesicle-mediated transport; Golgi organization.